Messenger RNA from Magnusiomyces paraingens, 6120 nucleotides. RefSeq lists its product as uncharacterized. Lineage: Eukaryota; Fungi; Ascomycota; Dipodascomycetes; Dipodascales; Dipodascaceae. The record is from RefSeq and is a predicted model, not a curated record. The transcript is spliced from 3 exons. Gene Ontology annotation, molecular function: guanyl-nucleotide exchange factor activity. Bases 1 to 6120 code for a protein of 2039 amino acids.
AUGCCCGGAGCUACCACGGAAGAUCCGCCAAUAGCUCUGGCAGAUCAUAUCAUUACGAUUGAUGCUUCUGUAGAAUAUAAAGGAUCCUUUUCUAAAAAAAUUGGAAAUGAUGCCGUUUACCUCACAUCAGAAGACCCAAUCUUUGGGAAGUUUCUUGCAAUUGUUUACAAGGCUCGACCAAACUCAGACUUACUUUCAGCCAUUGUAAUUGGCCGUAACGGUGUUAACGAAUCUGUAGAUAUGACGCUCAACCCCAAAUCUCGUUAUUACUCGGCAUGUCUAAACCUUCCACAAGAAAUGGCCUCUUCAAUGGUCCGUAAGGCCCUCGCUGUCGCAUGUCUACGAACUUAUGCAAAUAUGGAAAUGACCAUUAAAAAAUACCUUACAGAAGCUUCAGAUGAAGCUCUACAGUUUGAUUGGGACGAAACAACUGCAGGCCAUCUAGCUGCUUCCUUAACCCCAGCCACUGGACGCUUCCCAGGUGAAAUCGGAAACACUGUUAUAGAUUGUGGUCUUCUUCAACCAAAAUUCAUUCGUUCUAUCGUCAUUGAUAUUGUCUACCAAGAUCUCGAUUCUACAAAUGAUUCAAAUAAUGAGCUUGUUUACCUCUUUGGUAAUCAACUUGAGCAUCUCUUUGACCCCCUUUCAGAAUACUCUCCGGAACCAACAGAACUCUUAUACUCACCGCCACCACAUCCUUCAGUUAUGCGUCCAGGCGAUGAUCGCAUAGUCCAGUCUGUUUGUCAAGAACUUUUCUCUCUUCAAUCUCAUUUUACAACAGAUUUACUUUGCUUCCUUCAAGAUUACCUCAUUCCUCUUCGUGUCAAGGCCUUAGGAGGUGAAAUCCCAGACUUGACCAUUCGACGAUUAAACACCAUUUUUCCUCCAACAAUCGACGAGGUUGUGCGCGUUAACAAUAUAUUUUAUGAGGCUCUCGACGCGUCCAUUGGAUACGGAUCUUACGAGGUCAUGAAAGCAUGUGGUGUUUCUAUCCCUUACUUUUAUAAGGCUUGCAUGCGUCACGAAGCAGCUACCAGAAACUUUACUCAAGUAAUUAACGAAAACUAUGAUCUUCUCAAAGUUCAUGCUCCCAUGAUGGGCCGGUACACAAUCCAUCGGAUGGAAUCAAUCAUCCACUUUAGUCUCCAUCUCACUAAAAUCAAACUUGUUUUAGAACGACUCAUCAAAAUUGUGGAUUGGCAGCCAGAUGAAACCCCUAAAGUUGAAGAAUUCUAUCUUUCUGCAGUCGGAACCAUUGACUCCUUUGGCCGCGAGCGUCAAGUCAGUCCAUACGACAACCGUAUUUUCACACCCACAGGCAAGCUCCUUGUGGAAAUCUCCAAAGGCUGGCCCCAGGAGCUUGAAUACGGCUGGAUUAAUCGUAGAGUGGUUUCAAUCUUUGAUGUCCAGGAUCUGACUGCUGACGACCGCGCAAUCAUAAACAUUAUCUUCAUCUUUACCGACUCUGUUGUCAUUACAAAGCCCACUCAGCCUAUUAGCAUGACUUCCGAUUCUGGUAUUCACAAACCAUCUAUUGCGGAUAUGCUCAUGCAUUCCAUGAUCAACUCCAUGCCUCUUGUCAAUGUACCGGACUUGGUCGUUGUUGGAUGGGCUCCCAUUGAAGACGUUCAUUUUGCUACCUAUGGUAGCCCAAUGAACCUUGCAAUGUACAUCACUGGUAAUGGUCUUAAGCUCAAUACACAAGAAGACUCUCCAGGACCUAGCCCAACAGCAUCGACUUAUACACCAAUCCAGAGGUUCAUGAAGAAACCGCAACCCCUCUCUUCAGCAAAUACUUCUUCUUCUACAAGCACAACGAGAGCAUUUACUCACCUAAAGCUUUUCCGACUUAUUCGACCUGGCAUAGAUGCUGACACUGUCGCCAAUUACAUUUCCAAAGCAAAAAUUAUGAACAAGACUCAGCCAUUCCAUCUUUUCCAAAGCAGCCAGCCAAAUCUUACCACUUAUGCAACCGUUCACGAGUACCAAGGGUACCGGUUAGAAUCGCGCAAGUGCCCCAUUGCCAUUUUUGCCAAUCUCAAAAUCUCUCCAGCACUCCUUGACAAUUAUAACCUCAUUGCUUGUAUUGGUGUGCAAAUUUACAACUCUAACUUGGUCCUCAUUCGUGUUGUUUCUAAGCUUGGGUAUGAUGCAAAAAGUGUGGUCAGUAAAGAGAACUUUGCAGCCAGCAUUUCGUCGCACAUUGCGCGUAUUUACUCGCUCUACUUUUCUUCAGGGAAUGAACUCAACACUUCCAUGAUUGCCCAAAACAAUGCCGAAAUUGCAGAGUACCUUGUACGGUUUGCAACCUCCGAGGUAAAGCAUGUUGCUGCACCUAGGCGGCAUGUGUCGCGCGGGCGCGUCAAUCGGUUUACAAUUGCAGAAAUGCCCGAGCAGGAACAAAAAGCUCAUCAAAAACAACCUACCCCUGUUGUUGUCACUCAGCGACCCCAGUCCCAGCCUUUACCUAAAGUUCAGUCCCUGAUUGAACCUCCUUCACGAACUGUUUCGCAACCAAUGAGAAACGCAACUCCAAAGCCGGCACCUACACCUGUACGUGCAGUAUCUCAACCAGAAGCAACUUCAAAAGCCAGACCGGCUUCUAUUGCUGUUACUUCUGCUAAUACUUCCACUUCUAACGUAAAUACUACUGCACCUUCUUCCAAGCGAUGGUCUCUUAAAAAGCGUGUUUCUGCGUCCUCACUUCUUUCAAGAUUCUCUCACAAAUCGAGAGAUUCUUUACGAGAAUCUUCACGACCAAGCUCAACGGUUGACCCUUCAACCCCUCAACAGUCUACGUUCCCCUCAACAUCCACAUUGACAAGUCCUGCGACUCUCAAGUCUACAUCGUUGGCAACAACACCCGUUUUCUCUAAUGCUUCUUCAAGUACUCCAAGUACUCAGUCAGCUCGUCGCAAGUCUUCAUUUAGCUUUUUACGCCGCGGCUCAUCAUCAUCAUCCAAAGCACCUUCCCCCAGAUCCUCAGACGUUUACUCUAUCCCUGAUGCAAAUUCAAGUGCUCAAUCCGUUGCUACUGUCACAUCAGUGACAUCCAUUCAAACAGCUACUCCGGAACAGCCAGAUUCUAGCACCAGACAUAGCUAUCCCACGGGUGGCAACCAGCAACCAAUUUUUUCAGCGCCUGUGCAAAACCCUGCAAACCAAAUUGUGCGCCGCAAAAAAUCCUUUAUGGUCCCAUUUUCGCCUGCAAUUCCUGAAGAACCUUUUGACUUUAGUGAGGAUGCUGGUGGUGUGGGUAAUACUACUACUAUCCAGUUGCCCAAGCCAUACCGCAACAGCACUCCCAAUACUGCACAACACGUUGCAGCUAUUGUUUCUCGACGACCUUCUUCUCUUCUUCGACACACUGAGCCAGCAGACUCUUCCGACACAUCGACAGAGACUCCCAAUACUUCGACGGAAACGGCCAAGGAAAAUGAAACAACUCCAACCACUCCUGCAGCUGCCAAACAUAAGCGACUGGACUCGCUUCGAGAAAGCCCAUUUUCUCCUGGCGCUGCGGGUAUAAAGAUUAUUGGUGACGAGUCUAUGGAGUACGACUCGGAUGACGAUGACAAGGAGAAUUCAGCAGCUGGCCCAAUCCGUGCUGGGCUCCCCGUUUUGACGCGUCCCCAAGAGAAGGAAGAGGAAAAGCACAAUGAAAAGCAAAAGGAAGAAGAAGAAGAAGAUCAUGUAACUGAUGACCAAGUAGGUGAAUUACCUGAUACUUCUGCUGCUACCACUGCCGCCGCCGCUGCCGCUGCUGCUGCUGCUCUUUUAAAGCCUAAGCGAAAGUACCAGCGACACCAUGCACCAGGCACUACUCAGUCUUAUUCAUCGUCUUCAAAUGGAUCGUCUAGCUUUGCAAGCCAUUCAUAUUCUGUGUCAGUGUCUACUGAUUCCACGUUUGACAAUUCAUCUGUUCAAAACUGGUACAAUGAUUUGCACCGCCAAUCUCUUGAGAAUGCUUCAUUGGAUUCACUCGAUAUGAACUUUGUUCCUGGAAUUGAUUCCAACGAAAUGACCUUUGACGAGGAAGAAGAGGAUACCGAGGACCCUGUUGAAAACAUAACGCGAUUUAUUGAUGAACGUGCUGGCUCCCGGUUGAGACAGUAUCCUAGUUCAUCUAUUGGAUCAAUUGGAUCUUCCGAGUUUUCAGUAUCGCGAAGUACUUCAAAUGAAUCUGCAGUGCCUCAUGGACAGUUUCAACAAACUGUUGAACUAAGACCUUUGUCGGAGUUUGGAGGUGCGUCUUUACAAAAGGUGUCUUCUAUUGGAGCAGUGUCCAGCCAACUACAAGAAGAGCUCCCCCUAUCCAAGUCACAGCCUCUUUCACGUUCAGAGUCUGGGUACUCUAUGAUCCUCUCUGAUGACUUUUCGUACCUGGGCAAUUUGGUAUCUGUUAACGAAAGCGAUACUUCAGGGUUCCUUGAGGCUGGCGGUGGCAUUGGUUUGACUGCAGCCACAAGACGAAACAUGAAUUCAGUGACAAGUCUUUAUCCAGAUUUGAGAGACUCCUCACUCAUCUUUUUGGGCAAGUUUAUUGAUGCUGACGAGUCUAAUGGAUACGGCUGGCUUGCGGAGCUUGCUAAUAGCUCCAAGAGCGCAACUAAUAGUAGUCGGCAGAGUGUUCUUAGUAUGAGCAGCUUGGCGACAUCUAGUAGUUUGCGCAAUCUGCGUGCGUCAUUGAUGCAACAGAGCAGACUAUCUGUGAUUAGCCGACAAAACUCUUUGAGAAGAAUGUCUACCAAUAUGAGCGUUGGAAGCAUGAAUAUGAAUGCCAACUUUAAUACCACCUUGAGUGCUAGCAAUAGCGCGAACUUGGCAAUGCUCAAACGAGACUCGUCAAUUUCCUCUGGCUUGGCAACAACCAUGGAGGAGACCUCGGAUAUGGUAGCGGCUCAUGCUGAUACAAGCAAUGAUACUGUGGAUGGAACAACUCCAACCAUUAUCCAGGUGCCUGACUAUGAUGAAGAGUCCUCAGUGACUAAUACACCUAAAACUGAGCAUGCAGCACUUUUCACAACCCCAGUAACUGUAACUCCAGGUCAAACUCCACUUUUGUAUUCUACUGCAUCAUCCGUGUCGACUCCUAAUUACGGAACGUAUGAGAAUUUUACAGUUUUCAAUACUAGUCACUGCAGUACUGAGUACGAGAGCCCGAGCCAUGAAGCUUCAUUGCAUUAUUCGGCUUCGUAUAAUAAUGCAUCCAGCCCUAUUUUAUCUGGUAACAUUUUGGUCACGCCAAGCAGUAGCAUGGCUGCGGAGAGUGAUAUGGAGGAAUCACCAGGGGUACGGUACUCUGAUUUUAGCCGCAGCGAGAGUUACUCUACAGAGAAAAACAGCCAGGAGGAUGAUUAUUCGACUACCCCGGUGUUUACGUCAUUUGGGGCCCGUCGGAUUUCCUCUGCUAGAACGCCUCCUGCUGAUUUGGUACUGCAGCCAAUUGCCGACACUGAAAUGCCAUCGCCGUCUUCUGAGUCUUCAGGAAGCACAUCCAAGGCUUCUCCUGUAGAGCAGCACAAGACUACAGUGUCACGGAAACAAUCACAGACGUACAUGAUGAGCACGUUUGGGUCGUUGAGCGACAUGACCAACAAUGAACUGGAGCUGCGUGCAUUGUUGCUGUCAAUUGAGAGUAUUAUUAACGAAGAGUUUGCGUCAUUGAUGGCUUCCCCAGAUACUAGCAACGGGUCUAUGGUGCAUUCUUCGGUUUCCCGCAUGUCUCUGGUUUCUUCUUCUAAGUUUGGAGAGGGCGGACGGAAGAAGGUUUUGAGCCAAUUAGAGCGGAUCAAUGAUACAGUAUUUAAGCUAUAUGAGCGUACACGGAUGUUACCGCCGCUUCAAGGCUCAUUGACAUCCACGGACCUGAAGCGGGUUGCUGCAGUUGAGCAGGCGAACCGUGGGGUUUUAAUGGAGUGUGCAUGGACGCUAGUGGGUAUUAUGGAAGCGUACAAAGAUGCAGAGGAAUCCCAGGGUAUUGCGAGUAAUCGUGGGACUAUGGGCGGAAAGUAUGCGACGAUUGUACAGCAAUUUCUUGCGUUGGAGUGGGCUCGCCGGGCAACACUUCAGGAGAAGCUUGGAGGGGCCCAAGGAGUUGAAGAGAUUUGGGCAGUAUAA